ACUACUUCGAAGAAGAAAGUUGCUCAUGGACUAGACAAACAAGUGUAGCCUCUAGAGUCUCAACUUUAUCGCCAGGAGAACAAGCCAGAAAUGAUUAUUCGCCAGCUUUUGCGUGGCGUGUUCCUUCCUCCGGUGGAGUUUGGGAGUCGCUCUGCCGUGCUAAGGGCGCUCUCGGGCAUGCCUCAUCCAAAAUCAGUAAAUUCCAAUACUGCAAUCGCUGGUGUUGCAGAUAUGACUGAGUUCCGGGAGGUAUUUUCCAAGGCCAAGCAUGUGGCAAUCAUUACGGGGGCGGGAGUCAGUGCAGAGAGCGGCCUGCCCACCUUCAGAGCCGCUAGCGGACACUGGAGGAAAUGGAAGACACAGGACCUGGCAACCGCGCAGGCAUUUUCCCGCAACCCGUCCCGGGUGUGGGAGUUCUAUCACUACUGGAGGGAGCUGGCAAUCAGGGCAGAGCCAAGCGCUGCCCACAGGGCUAUAGCCGAGUGCGAGGCACGCCUCAGCAAGCAGGGUCGCUCUGUCGUCAUCAUUACGCAGAACACCGACGAGCUACAUCGCCGUGCUGGGUCCAGACACGUGCUGGAGAUCCAUGGUAACCUGUUCAGAACAAGGUGUCUAAACUGUGGAGAUGUGGAGACCAACCACCAGAGCCCCAUCUGUACAGCACUGAAAGGCAAAGGUGAUCCUGACCCGAGCUGCAGUGAUGCCAACAUCCCUGUGGAGGAUUUGCCAAGGUGUAAUCAAGGAGGCUGUGACGGCCUCUUGAGGCCUGAUGUAAUCUGGUUCGGCGAGACGCUGGACUCUCAUGUGCUCACUAAGGUGGAGAAGGUGCUGGAUGCCUGUGACCUCUGCUUGCUGGUUGGGACGGCGUCCGUGGUGUUCCCCGCCGCCCUGUUCGCCCCGCAGGUGGCUGCCCGGGGGGUCCCAGUGGCAGAAUUCAACAUCCGUCCAAGAGCCGCCACAUCAUCUUCCACGUAUCACUUCCAGGGUCCAUGUGCCACAACACUCCCCAACGCUCUCGCACGACACGAGACAGAGGAGAUCUGAUGCCCUCCUUCGCCUUUCCAAAGGCUGCAGGCAGGGGGUGCUGGUGAGCUGCUGCUCAUUCACCCCCAAGAGUGCAGAAGAUCUCGAAGACCGACAUCCCUGUGGAGACUUAAAUUUGUUUUCUGGAGAGGUGGACCUGUUACAUGGGACUUCCAUCAGCCAAAUGGGAAGUAUUACUGCUUAUUUGGAAAUUGGCAUUAAAAAAUGUUUAAUCUGACCUAUUUUUUUUUUAACUGAUGUAAUUGAACUGAUCCUGAUGUGAUGUAGAGCAUACGAUGUUAUUGGAUGGAAUGACCUCAUCCAGUGAAUGGGCUUUUCACUGUGCAUUCAGCAGGGUCAGGGCUGCUUGGUCUGUGUAUGCUGAUGCACAGACCUGGGAUGCACCAGUGUUUCUAUAGUUUGCGAAGUUUGCAUUUACUCCCUGACGGUGCGCUGGAGAGAGUUAAAAUGAUCGGUACGCUCUGACACCACUGCUUUCAGACAGACUUGCCACUGAGAACGUCAUUCAAAAUGUCCCGGUGGCGUUCAGCUGUCUAUAACGGCUCCAGUAACGUGUUUUUCCACAACAUUACCAAAGGUCCCGGCAGGGAUGACGGUCUCAGUUUCCAGACGAUGUUUCACUCCACACGUACUCAGCAAAGCAGUACAGCGCCGCGGGAGUGAACGCAAAUCUGCACUUAGCUUAAAAAAACCCAGAUAUAUUGUUGAGCAAUGUCUGCAUGCAUUUGGAAUCACUCCACACAUUACUACAGCUUAAAGGUGUUGAGCUAUAUUUGACUCCUUUUGUUUACAGUCAAAGAAAGACUGUACCAUGGAGAUGUACCCUCCUGACUGCAGAUCACCUCCCAGCACCAAGCAGCUGUUUAUCCUACUCUAGGGGUGUUGAAAGACGUUCGGGGAAGGAAAGCUAGCCAGUCUUCUACCAGUGGCUGUUAUUUUGUCUUUUUUUCUUUUUCUUUUUUUUUUCAUACGUGUAAUAAGAUAAAUGAACUCUGCACGUAAGUGCCUUUACGUACAAAAAUUGCCCCAAUAAACGUUGUGUGAAUCUGC
This is a messenger RNA of Electrophorus electricus (electric eel), 2094 nucleotides long. RefSeq names its product NAD-dependent protein deacylase sirtuin-5, mitochondrial. Gene Ontology annotation, molecular function: histone deacetylase activity, NAD-dependent; protein-malonyllysine demalonylase activity; NAD+ binding. The record is from RefSeq and is a predicted model, not a curated record. NCBI's taxonomy places the organism in Eukaryota, Metazoa, Chordata, Actinopteri, Gymnotiformes, Gymnotidae. Gene Ontology annotation, cellular component: nucleus.